Messenger RNA from Argiope bruennichi, 801 nucleotides. RefSeq lists its product as uncharacterized. The transcript has 5 exons. The record is from RefSeq and is a predicted model, not a curated record. Lineage: Eukaryota; Metazoa; Arthropoda; Arachnida; Araneae; Araneidae. The coding region runs from base 17 to 745 and encodes 242 amino acids.
AUUUAUCCGGAUCUAUAUGCUAAGAACACUUGGCAAGAAUUUUGUUUUGCAUUGUAAGGAACUUUACAUGAUGUGGAGCACCAUCCUACCAUUUUUGCUCUUGGUUAAAGCUACUUUGGGAGAAACAGAAUGUUCUCAGAAUCCUUUUGAAUUUUGCUCUCAUCCAAAGCUUUUUCACAUGAUUCCACAGACCGUUUCGAAAUACAACAAACUGUGCCCGGAUUUGCCGAAAUACAUCGAAUGUUUAAAACGAUUCCAAGUGACCUGUGAAGCUGUGGUAUUUUUUGAUUCAGAUGAAGAAUACGAAAAACUCCACGACUUUUAUUCAGAGCUUUGCGAGGAAGGAUCAUUACUCAACACGAUCAUAACUGAAAAUCUUAAGUGUUUGAACAAAACCUUCGAUUCUAGUCUCUGCUCUGACGAAACUCAGACUCUACUUCAUGAGUUCAAAUCUCGAGAUUCUCCAAACCGAGGAGAUCUUUUUAUGGAUUUCGAAUGCUUAAAAAGCGUCUAUGGCGCCGCCUGCAUGACAGCCAAUCUUUCGAAGAAAUGUGGGGCAAUCGUAAAAGAAGCAGCGUACGACGUGAUUCGCCGAUCCAACUUCCUGCAGUACAGUUGCCCCACACAACUCGGGAAACGGCUGCUGGAUGACCCAAGGACCACCGAAUUACAGACGAAAUAUCAAGACUUCUUCUACACCCUUUUAGGAGAAUUUUCUGACAAUGAUUCGGGCUCUGGAUAUUAGUAAAUUGGAAUCGAAAAUGAAAGUCAAAUUAAAAUUUGUUUAUUUGUCAAUGUUAA